UCUAUCGUAUGAAUGCAUUGCAGUAAACAUAGUGUGGAUAAUGUGUUCACACGUUAUGUGCUGUAAACACAAUUAAUUAGUUAAUUGUAUUUAAUUGUAAACCAAUUAAUGGUUACAAACUGAUAGCAAUUGAUGAACAAUUAGUGCUAAUGUUUCAUAACAUCUCAUAUUCAGUGCAAAAUCAAAGCCCAAAACUAAUAAAAGAUAAUUAAAUAGUGAAACAAAUACUAUAUUUCGCGGACCAUAUGUUCAAUGGUCUCAAGAGAUUAGUGUCCAUCACAUCCCACUAUCCAUCGGUUGUCGCCAUUGUAGUGACGGUCGCAUCCAUUGGCAGCCCCUCCGAAGACCCCCAAGAAGUGCCCAUUCAGUGAUCGCGCGGUCGUCCAGUCGAGUCAAUUGAUCCCUAAAUGAAAUUGAUUUGCAAUGAUAUGAUGGCCACCGAUGACAUCACCGAAUGUAUGUUUACCGUCGGAAGUCUGGUCUCGUGUCUCACCUGUUAUGACGUCCGCAUCGACGGUGAGGUCAUUGCUUUCGAUUACACCAAACGGCUGCUCGUCUUAAAGGCUAAUAGCAGCGAUGGCAACGCCAACCACAAUGAUAUCCAUUGUCUGAAUCUGGAGUCUGUCAAAGACGUGACCGUCAAGAAGGAGGUGAAGCGCGAGGAUGUGGUCAACACUCAGUUGCCGCAGAUUAACACAUCCAAGGUCGAGGACCGAUACCGUCGAGCAGUCGAUGAACGCAAACGAUUGGCCGAAGCCUUCAAUGCUGGCGCCGGCACUGAAGGCAUCAAAUUAUGGCUUCAAUUGACCAAAACUAUGAAUAAGGAUGUAGUGGUCGUAUGGGACGGCGACUGUAUAAUUGUGGACAACAGCGUCCGAAUCGCACCGCCAUAUAAGGCCGACAAUUGUACGCCACUUAAGACCAGAACCAACUCUCCACAGAAUUCUUUGAAUUAUACAAAAAAAUUGGUCGAGAAGUUUUGGAACGACCAGAAGGCGAACGCCGUGGCCGCCAAACCCACGGCCACCGCACCGGCGGCGCCCCCCACUGGCACCCAACCGGCACCGGCUGUUACCGCGGCGCAGGUGGUCUCGAGCGCCGUCAACAAGAGCGCCGCCACCGCCGCCACGAACUCCAUUCAGCCGACAGACAAACCGCCGUUUAAUAACAACAAGGGAUGAUAGCACGGGAGGCCGUGUUUUCCACGCGUUUUAAUAAACAAAUUAUUAAAUAAUUUUUAGUAACAAUUUUUAAGUCAAUUGAACGGAAAAAUGUUUAUUUGAACUCAUUUUUUACGUAACGGAUUAGCGACUCGUAUCCCAAAACAAAAAGCGAUGAAUGAAUCGAUGAAUUGAUUUAAUUUGUAUUUUUCUCUUCGAUAGACUUAGAAAUGAGCGAAACUUUUGUGUUUUUUUCGAUAUUUAAAUUUUGCCCCAAAAUUAUUCCCAAC
Messenger RNA from Oppiella nova, 1450 nucleotides. The record is from the annotation of a GenBank genome assembly. Lineage: Eukaryota; Metazoa; Arthropoda; Arachnida; Sarcoptiformes; Oppiidae.